UUGCUCAACACAACUUUCGGUCGUUGUCGCUGCUAAAGUAGAUGCAAAAAUGCUGUGAUUUGGUGGUGCAGAACGGUUCAACGCGUUGUCCGCUGUCGGAGGUGAUAUUAGGAUCCGACAUGAAUCAGAAGACAGGGCUGGUCUCGAGUCGCCGUAUCGCAGCUACAUUCGCUAGAGAAGUAACAUUUUAAGCCGUUUAGCCGCGUUUGUCUGCGAUUGAGCGCAUUCCGGAAUGGAAUCGGAAACGGACGAUAGCUGCUACGAGCGGAAGGACAUACCCGUGGAUAAAUUCGGGGGUGAUUUCUACCACAGUCGGGAUGUAACGACACGUCAGUUGAACCGGCACCUGGCAAACUGUGCGGCCGACAUCUCUCCGGCCCACGGGCGCCCCAUUUCGUUGCCUGCGAAGCUAUACGAUCCCGGGGCGACGAGUGGUGGCGAUGGGGACGGUGGCGGCCGCGAUCAGCUCGACGGUGGAGCGAAUGUGGUCGACAGUUCUUCGCUGAUCAGGCGGUAUGCAGAAGUGACCAAGUUUAAGCAUGAAUCAUCAAACAGCAGCAGUGGAAACCGGUUAUCAAGAGGCACCGAUUCAUCACUGGUCGUAGCGAAAAAGCGCCUCAGUGCAUUGCAUUCCAACACUCAGAUGCAGUCGAAUGAAGGCGAAAUAAUGGACGACGACAUGGCGCCACUUUUACCGAGCAAUCGUGAGCUUUCCCAGGAGGAAUUGUACGAGUCUCAUACAUCACUGGUGUCCAGCUCGGAAGGAGGCAUACUGGCCGAAGGGGAAGAUACUUCCAGCGAAGAGUCGGAGCAGGAAUCGGAGAAUUCUGCCAAUCCGUCGGCCUGCGUGUUGAGUUUGGUGGAGCGAUUGCUUCGAACGCAUCCCGUUUGGUUCCUGCCUGGAAUACAGCGUUCCGGAGCAAUACAUCUACUGCAGGGAAAGGAAGAAGGGAAUUUCAUCGUUCGGGGUUCUAGUCAGUCGAAAACGAUGGCGGUGUCGGUGCGACUGCCAGCUAAUUCGGGUCCAUACAUCGAACACUAUCUAAUCCAAGCCAACAAUGGGCUACUGAGCUUGGAAAGCUCACGCUUCAAGUUCGAUUCGAUUCCCGCCCUCAUUGCCCACUACACGCAGUGCUGCGACGAGCUACCGGUGCAACUCUGCCUUCCGGCCGCUUUGCGGGAAGCGAAAAACCGCCAGCAGCUGUCAUCGCUGGCUCUGCUGGGACAGGAGUUCUGGCGCUAUCCGAUGGCCAGCUCUCCGAAACUGAAACCGACCACCGCCGCACCUCUGUCGGCUAACUCUAGUCACAUGAACACCCCGUCCGAGGCGACACACUCCAGCGGUAUUGGCACCUCCGUACUUAACCACACGCCCACGGUGGCCCACGGUGGAAUGGGUGCUGGAGCCACCUUCGGUGAAACCCCGACCGACACGUUCUCGACGAUGAGCAGCUUCACCGUCGGCAAUGGGCAUACACUCCUGAGUCCGGAGUCGAUCGACAGUGCCAUCAUGAUGUCACCGAUGGAUCCGACUCAGCAGCAAACUGGUAUUAUCGGGAAAACCAGCACUUUUAAAGCGCGCAAGCAAAUCAUCUCACCCGCUACACCGCACGAGGUCGAAAAACAGAUUGAGCUGUUCAACGCCAACAUCCUGGGUCAUGGAAGCUCCACCGUAGUCCAUAGCACGAAUGGUGCUGACCUUGGCGGUGAAAUGUCAACGUCGACAGCCUCUUCCUCGGUCGACGGUGGUAAACACACCGUAGUACACACCAGCACACUGGAGAGAAAACUUCGGGCACCACGGCCAACACCACCAAAUACGCUCAACAUUAAACCUAUUCGGAGCCCUCCGGCACCACCGGCAAGGCGUAUCAAACCUCCCUCGACGGCAGAGCACUUGACGUCAGCUGCAGAUGCAAACGUUAGCAUGUUUACUCCACAAAAAACACCGAUUUCUACACCGACAGCUUCUGGGUUCCAAGCGCCGACUAACAGCAGCUUUCAGGCAGUCAGCAGCGCCGUGUGGUACGUGGGCGACGCUGAUAAUGUUGGGGAAAAUCAAGGGCAGCGAGCUUCCGGAUUUCCACAACAGUUGGAACCGGAGAGUGACCCGCGAAAGCCGGAACCACUCGAUGCCGGCUGCAUCAGCAUUCCAACGAGCACCCGUGUAAGCCGGCGCAACAAGAGGAAAGAAUCCAAACACUAUCAGGAGUCGGAUAUACUAGAAUCGCCGUCGGUGUAUUGUCGAAGUACAUUAGGGGACAAGAUAAGCGACUAUGAAGACAUCUGGUCACAAGACGCCACCAAGAGCGACCGAAGGUCUCUGCUAGCAUCAACUCGUCAAGGAGUCUACGGUUUGGAAGAUUUAACGCUAAAGGGACUCGUUUCUCCAUCGGUGGAAUCCAUGACCUACAGCCACGGAAAACUAUCGUCGUACAAAGGGCCGGCUGGACACGGUGUGUCGACGUUUUCCGUGGAUAACCUCGGCAUACCGGUUCAUGGGUUGGACUCGGGUGCGACGAGCGAUCGUGCAAGCACACCGACCGAGAAACCGCGUCCUCCGGUGGCUCUCAAAACCUUUUCUCCCAUACCGAAGGAAGACCAACGCUUUGGAGGCCGACCCGCAUUUCUGGAUUUGCGUCAGCGGUCGUGUUUGAACAUUUCCAAUUCCACCCCAGCUGGGACACCAAUCACUUUUGAUGCGGUAGUCGCGAUCGGCAACAAUCAGGAACAGAAGCAAAACAGCCCGUUUUAUGCCGAUCCGGCCGAUAUAUUGUCGAUGCACAAUAUUGUACGCCGCAGUCCGUUAAAUCGGAUGGCUUCGGCGAACAGUAGCCAGCGCCAUUCGGAACCACCGAAGCAGCUGUUGGUUAAUGAAGACAUCCUGACACCUUCUGCGCAUCCUUGGGGUAAUGGACAUGGAUGCCAUGUCAACAAUAACUUUGCGACAUCGCUCGAUGAACUGGCGCUGGAGAAAACGGAUUCACUCAUAACAGGCGUUCGGUUAAAUGAACUAAGCAUCACCGGUGGUGGUGGUAUAAGGUAUGGGCAUGGCAGCAGUGAUUAUGAUUCGGACAUACGAUGGAAAACACCUUCAGCAUCGCUGAAGAACGUCGACAUUCAUUCCGGCAAAAUGCACCAGAAAAGCACGGACAGUCUGGCCACAACUUCGCGGCCUGUGACGAUACAUCAAAUCAUUGCCAAAAAGUUACCCCAUUUAAACCUCUCCGAAAGACUGUUGGACGGUAACGUGAUGUACGAUGGUGGAGUUAACGGGACGAACGGAGAUACCAGCUUCGGUACGCUCGGGAACAGAGGACAACGGAAGUCGGCUUAUGACAACGUAGAAAAGCACGUCAAUGCAUAUGCCACAUCAGCCAUCAACAGUGCGCAUUCGGACGAUGGAACCGUUUUUUCUGAACCCUGGGACAGCUCACAGUGGGACUCGUUUUUCCCGAACGAACAAUCUGCUGCAAACGCCAGCAGCGCGGGCAAUAACUUCGAAAGCAGCGGACUCGUACCGAAGGAUGGUCGAUGCCGUAAAGAGGGUUCGCAGCAAACACAAUCGCAGCAAAAAGUGGCCACCAUCCUGCGCACCCGUAGUUGCCGCGAUCGAGAAAUCUUGAGUCAUCCACGCAACCGAACAUCUCACAACGGUCCGGGAGAGUCGAUCGCAACGUACGCCUUCUAUCUUGCCAACAAGCAAGACUCGACCUUCUCGCGCAACAUUAGCAACUUCAUUGCCUGCACCAAGGAAUCGAAGGCCGCACCCCAUCCGCAGGUCGUGAUGCGGAACAUGCGCCAGUUUAUGUCCGGCAUGAAGAACUAUCUCGUAAAGCACGGCGAGGGCGAGUUUGCGAACGAGGUGCAAAAGGCGCGAGCUCAGCUCAAACCGGACGAGUUCCUCAACCUGGACGCAAUACUGGAGGAGGUGAUGCACCGGCUAGUGAUACUGCCACUGCGUGAGCAUCUAUACGGUUUGUUCGUGGAUUACUACAGCCAGUCGGGUGACAUACUGCUGAUAGUGGAAAAAGUGCGCCUAACUGCGGGCCGUGGUCCAGCAGCAUUCGGAAUUAAGAACAAUGUCAUCCCGCCGAGUCCUACCGCCAUGCGUCAAAUCGCAACGCUUUUCGUGCGUCUUCAAGAGGCUGAGCUGCCGCUAGCAAAGUUGGAUCUCCUGCUGGCAGCCGUUUCGACCAUUUUUGAGGCCACCACCUGCUGCAACGGGCAGCAGCUCAGUGCGGACGACUUCCUGCCAGUACUCGUGAUGGUGGUUGCACACUGUGGUUUUGUUGGUGCCGAAAUCGAGGCCGAGUACAUGUGGGGUUUGCUUCAACCAUCGCUGCUGAGUGGCGAGGCUGGCUACUAUCUGACAGCACUCUGCAGCGCGGUCCACGUACUUAAGAACUUUACUCUUAGUGAGCUGGAAGGGCACUCCACAUUGGAUUGGGAUUCCUCGACGAUGCCAAACUGCUCGUCGGUGCUGCGCGUAAUCAUCCCCGAUGAAUACAACGGUUCCAUACAGACGCGCACACUACCGAUACGGCCGCACACGACUACCAAGGAGAUUUGUCGAAUUAUUGCCCACAAGGCGAGAAUAACGAAUGCCCAGGAUUAUGGGCUAUUUAAGCUGAUCGACGGUGAAGAAACUCUUCUACAUGACACCGAAUGCCCGCAGGACGUCCGGAUGGCGGCGAAAGGGAAGCAUUUUAUGAUCGCAUACAAGCGGAUCGACGCCAAAAUAGCUUGGCCUACCGUGAUGCCAAAUAAUGCUGCAGCAACCACCAAUCAUGCCGCUAUUGCUAAUACUAUCACCAAUACUACUACUAUUGCUACUACAACAACUACUACUAACGCGAGUGAUAAUCAACUAAAAGUAUAAAAGAAAAAACAAACAAACAAUGAAUUAAGCUUCCAUCAUUACACAUCUAAGUCUGAUAUACUCUUUUUCAUAAGACCGUCAUCAUCAACGUCGUAACAUUGUUUUUAUCCCCCAGCGUAUAGUUUUUAUUCGUCUAAUUCGUGAUUCUACUGUCAUGAUUGGUUCAUAUUGUAUAGUGCGAAUAGAUUAUAUAAAAAAAGAAAUCAAUCUUAUGUAAGCACACAUCAGCAACAAUCACCACAUACACAUACACUAGGGCGAUUGACUCGUCUCUACACUAUACAAUAUGAUUCUCUAAAACAAUGCAACUCAUCUCUCAAUACGUUAAGAUUUUAACUCCAUGCCCUGACUUAUAUACAACAUGCAUUAUAUUAACAUAUACACAUUUUUGAGUGAGAAAUCCAUGCCACAUUUGGUGGUGAUCAGUUUGCGCAAUAACGUUUAUCUUCUAACAAUAACCAAGGAACGUAUGCCAUUCUCUGUGAUGAUGAAGCGCGUAAAAAACAAUUCUCUGCUCAAGAUUAUUCGUGUUUGAAUUCUUCUGUGUCUCUGUAUAUAAACUAGAGAACCGUUAAGGCAGUUGCGCUUUUCUCUUCAAAGUUUCCUGCUGUAUACGUUUAAGUUUGUCCUGUCACUUGUCAUGAAAUGACCAAUAAUCUUGCCUUUUUUUGUUUUGUUUUUAUUUGUGUCGAAAUUUUAGGGUGUAUGAAUUUAAAAAAAAAACCAUUAAACGCCGGAAGAUGCCCACAGGACACUCUCACUCAGCAGUGAAUAUUUACCCUCUUUUUUAACG
Anopheles coustani is the source of this 5675-nucleotide messenger RNA. It is a transcript of the gene spri, whose product is annotated as protein sprint. Gene Ontology annotation, cellular component: endocytic vesicle; cytosol. Gene Ontology annotation, biological process: signal transduction; vesicle-mediated transport. The record is from RefSeq and is a predicted model, not a curated record. Gene Ontology annotation, molecular function: small GTPase binding; guanyl-nucleotide exchange factor activity. The coding region runs from base 233 to 4882 and encodes 1549 amino acids. The transcript has 14 exons. NCBI's taxonomy places the organism in Eukaryota, Metazoa, Arthropoda, Insecta, Diptera, Culicidae.